Astrephomene gubernaculifera is the source of this 3514-nucleotide messenger RNA. Lineage: Eukaryota; Viridiplantae; Chlorophyta; Chlorophyceae; Chlamydomonadales; Astrephomenaceae. The record is from the annotation of a GenBank genome assembly.
CUCUGACUAAGCUGCCGUAUGCUGGUACGCGACAUCGCUAAGUUCGCUACUCUUGGCGCUAAAAGAAAUUAUAUAUACGGAAAUUGUCACUAGUUUAUUCAGCGGGAAGGAUGGUUCUACGUAGGCGCGUACAAGCGCACUAGAUACAGGCUUCACAGUCGUUAGGGCCUUCAUUUCACCUCCAGGCGCUGCCAAAUACUGUUGACGUACAUCACUUGCAACAUAAAAAUGGUUCUCCUACAAUGCUUACUUGCUUAGGCGCAUCCUAGUUGCUUAAAGUUUGUGUGGGUAGGUUGCUUGCUUGCCACGACGACAAAUGGAGCACCCAACUUCGCAAGCGCGUUACGUACGCGUGCACGAAUCUGAUGAGUUCGAACCAGCUGGAUCAACCGCCAUCACCAUCCUCAACAACACCCCUGCCGCAACAGCUCCUGCCUCCUCCCUCGACGCCCCUCAUCAUCAUCAUCAUCACACCACCUCGCCCUCCUCCUUCCCCAAGCCCCGCACCUCCACCUCCUCCUCCUCCUCCUCCUCCUCCCUGCGUUCCGCCCGCUGGUGUUUCUUCCUGCUGGGGGCGGGGCUUCUAAGCUGCUGGAACGCUCUGCUCACAGCAACCGACUACUUCCAGGCCCUCUACCCUGGUUAUCACACGGACCGGCUGUUCACCGUGUGCUACCUGCCCGUGUGUGCGGCCAUGGUGGGACUGGGAAUACGCUAGAUGCGGUCCUGAUGGCCCCCCGCACCCCCCACAGCGCCAACACCAACACCACUCUCACCGCCACCACCGCCAUCACCAGCACCCACCUCCACCACCCCAGCAGCAUCCUCGCCGCUUCCACCCCCUCCCCCUCCCUCUCAUCCCCCUCCCCCCCGCCCCCCCCUGCCGCCCCGCUGUGGGGGCUGCUGGCGGUGUGUGGUGCGGUGGUGGGGGUGGGACUGUGUGACGGGCUGAGCCAGGGGGCGCUGUUCGGACUGGUGGCGCAGCUGCCGCAGGGUUGCAUGCAGGCCCUGGUGAGCGGCACCGCCAGCUCGGGGGUACUUGUGUGCCUACUGAGGCUGGGAUGCAAGGCGGCGUGGAGCGAUGGAGGAGGGGGAGGGGCAGGGGCUGCAGACGAGGGGUAUGACUUGGCGGGGCUGCGAAACGCUACACGGCUGUACUUUGGGCUGGCAGGUCUGCUGUCCCUGAGCUGCCUGCUGGUGUACGACCACCUGCUGCCUCGCCUGCUGGCCAGCUGCGACCACCACCAGGGGCUACUAAUGCAGCAGCAGCAGCAGCUGGGCUCUUGUCGUACUGAUGAAGGUACUGGAGAGCUAGAACAACAACAAGAACCGGAUGCAACUAACAAGAAGGAUGGUGGUGGAGGCCCGAAAUGUGACUGUAGUACGGCGGAAGAAGUCGCGGGUCACGACGACGAUGGUAAUGACGAUGAUGUGGAUCAUCCACACCUCCGCAGUCGUGCAGAGCAGCAGCCGCUGCUGCUCCCUCCGCUGCUGUCACCGCAGCAGCAGCAUCAACAACAUCAGCAGCCGCAGCCGCAAUCACCUGGUUUGUUAAAAGUGGAGCUCAUACCCAGCAGGGAGGUGUUGCAGAAGCCGCUCUCCACGACCCAUGGGUCAGUGGGCGGGUCCGGCCCCUCCCCACAGUGCUACCACCCUCCCGCUGCAGAAGUACACGCUGGCAGCACCAAUGGCAGCACCAGUGGCAGCCCCACGUCCCCCGUCCUGGCCUGUCUGCGGCGGUGCUGGCCUGCGUGCGGCUGCCUGGGGCUGACCUACUCCGUCACCCUGGCCAUCUUCCCCGGGGUGCUGGCGGAGGAUGUCAAGAGCCCCCAGCUGGGUGACUGGUACCCGCUGCUGCUGCUCUCCGCAUUCAACGCAGCGGACCUGCUGGGGAAGAGCCUGCCCCCCCUCGCACCCCCACCCACACUCGCACCCGCACCCGCUCUCGACGAUGGGAGGCUGCGAGAGAAGGAGCAGCAGCAGCAGGGAGAGAGGUUGCUGCAGCCGCGGCGCUGGCCCUUGAGAAGUAUGGUAGUGGUGGAGUGGGAGGUGUUGCUGCGGCCGUUGCGGCGACCCAUGGGUCUGCUGGCAGCUGCCGCGCUGCGGGGCGUCCUGGCGCUGCCCGCCUUCCUGGCGGCUGCGAGGGGCGGCGGGGGGGCGGGGGUGAUGGCGGCGCUGACGGUGGCACUGGGCGUCAGUAAUGGUUUCCUGACCACCCAAGCCCUCACUCUGGGGCCAGCCACCGCCGUUGCAACCACCACCUCCACCACCACCACCACCACCACCACCACCACCAGCAGCAAUGGUGGUGGCAGCAAAAGAAGCGCCAUGCACCCUCGCCGCAACGCCAACGCUCCUGCUGAGCUACUGCAGGAAGAGGAGGAGGAGGACGAAGAGGAGCAGAAGGAGGAGGAAGAGGCGGAUGCCGCCCUGCAGUCCACGAAGGACCCGCUCCUCCCCAAACCCGCUGCACCUCCGCACCCCCACCCCUGCUCCUCCUCCCCCUACUCCCACCACCCCCACCCCUGCUCCUCCUCCCCCUACUCCCACCACCCCCACCCCUGCUCCUAUCCCCCCUCCUCCCACCACCCCCACCCCUGCUCCUAUCCCCCCUCCUCCCACCACCCCCACCCCUGCUCCUCCUCCCACUCCUCCCACCACCCCCACCCCUGCUCCUCCCACUCCCCCCACCCCGCUGCUGCCGAGGUGGUCGAGCAGCUGCUGGUGCUCAGCAUGCUGCUGGGUCUCAACGCGGGGGCGUACCUGGGCUGGCUGUGGCUGCUGUAGGGGGAGAGAUGUAGAGACGUAGAGAUGUAGGGGAGGAGGUCGGGGAUGAUGGCCAAACCAGAGGAAACCACGGACUAGCGCACACAAUGGGGUUAGGGGUAUGUAGGGAAGAAAGAGAAGGCUUGUCGUUUGUGGUGGGUUAAUAUAAUCGGCCGCGAGGCGAAACGUACUGUGAUUGCCGAAAGAUGGUGUCGUGUGUGUGUAUUUCUGGUCCCAGGUUGGUGGUGCGAGGUGGGGGGGGGGGAGACUACAACAGGAGUAGGGCUGCAGGUCCGUUGGGAGUUAGCGGUUGGGAGUUGCCGGUAGGUGGCGGGGAAGGGGAGUGCGGCUAGAGCCUUAGCGAGCUGGGAGGCUGGGUCACCGAAGUACGUAUGGGGGAGAAACUCGUCACAGCAGCGGUGGUGUGCCCCACACCCUGUCAUGUAACAUUAUAUGUGUGUAGGGCUUUACAUGUAUAGGUUAUUCAUGUACAGGCGAUGUACUUCUGUAUAAUAGUAACCAAGCUACUUGUGUAUAUUUGCGUAUGCACGUGUGGAGCCGAUGGCGCGAGUGGUGUUACACACAAGGAGGAGGAGGAGGAAACACCGCCGUCCCGCAAGAAAAAGAACCACAGCUUCACCUCUCCGUGCUGCACAGCCACUGCCGUACACCGGUACGGCAAGCAAGCCACGCGGGUUCUGCAAUUAAAUAUAGGUAGCGAUCCCCCCUAUGAGCUGUAACGUCCCUC